UUUCAAUAACCUUUAGAACCUUGAUACACACUACGUGGAAUCAAAAUAUCCCUUACAAUGCUUUCCAUUUUAUUCUAUAUAAACAACCUUCUUCAAUGCAUAUACCUACUAAAACCUUUGCCAUCUAAGGUGUAUUGAAACUCACAAAGCUACCUUAUCCUACAAAAGACUUUGGUCUCUUUAGUCCUAUAUUUUAAGAAUUUUAACAUUAAGGAACUACUAUCUCUAUGGCUGUUUCAUCUUACCAAUCUAUCAUGUCAAGCUCAAUGACCGGCAUUUCUAGCAGGUCUAGAGUUAGCCAAUUUAGCAGCAUCCCUUCUGUGUACAUUCCUAACACAAGAAGAAGUGCUAGCUUGAAAGUUAGGUCCAUGGCUGAGGAAGAACAGAAACAACAACCGAAGGUGCCUGUAAACCCAGUUACACCAGUAUCACAACCACCACCACCACCACAACCAGCUUAUACUCGUCCAUCAAAGAUGAGUACAAAGUUUUCGGAUUUGAUGGCUUUUGGUGGGCCAGCACCUGAAAGGAUCAAUGGAAGAUUAGCUAUGAUUGGUUUUGUUGCUGCAAUGGGGGUGGAAAUAGCAAAAGGGCAGGGUUUGUUUGAACAGAUUUCUGGUGGAGGAGUCCCAUGGUUCUUGGGGACAAGUGUGUUGUUGACACUUGCUUCUUUGAUUCCAUUUUUCCAAGGUGUUAGUGUGGAGUCUAAAUCCAAAGGUGUUAUGUCCUCAGAUGCAGAGCUGUGGAAUGGAAGAAUUGCUAUGUUGGGUUUGAUUGCGUUGGCUUUUACAGAGUAUGUUAAGGGUACUUCCCUAGUGUAGAAUAGAUUUAGAGGGACACCAAUAAACUAUAGGACUUAUGGUUAUUUUGAAGUCAAUUUAUGAAACUUAAUGUAUAUUCUUAUGUAAUUUCAUUUUGAAUAUUUUAUUUUAUCAUUGAUUAUAAGCAAAUGUUUUGAUAUCGAUUUGUAUCCUUAA
Cicer arietinum (chickpea) is the source of this 977-nucleotide messenger RNA. Its product is annotated as early light-induced protein, chloroplastic. The record is from RefSeq and is a predicted model, not a curated record. NCBI's taxonomy places the organism in Eukaryota, Viridiplantae, Streptophyta, Magnoliopsida, Fabales, Fabaceae.